CCACAAAACUAUCAAUCCUCGUACUUUUAAACCGGAACCGGGGGGCUUAUUUGACCCACGGAUAUUUGGUCCUUUUCUUAAUUAUGAAUGUUAUUGUGGUAAAUAUAAAGGUAAAGAAAACAAAGGACAAAAAUGUGAACGAUGUGAAGUUCUGGCAACCAAUUUGAGUAAGUUGUUAGGCAUUCCCUCCAAAAAAUUGGAGGACAUUAUUUAUCUCCGAGCCUACGUGGUUAUUGAUAAUGGUUUAACCAAUUUACUAACAAAAGGAGAGGUUUUGGAAAAAAGAAUAGACCGCUCCCUCAUUAGUGAUAUUUUGCAGGAGAUUAUUCAAAAUAAAGAAUUAAGCAAAAGUGUUAUUGAAGAAGCUAAAGAGUUAAACGAGAAAAUCACUAAAAAGAUUGAUAAAAGUAACGAAGAGAUAACGGAUGUUGUUUUUUUGGAUGACUACUUAGAUUUCUUGGAAAAGCAUUGCCGAGUAAAAAUUUGGACUGGUACCGAAGCCUUUCGAGAACUAUUAGUAGGAAUUGAUAUUGCGGCAGAAUUGGCAAAAGUAAAACAAGCAGUCAAGGAAAAUCCACAGAAAGUUAGUAAUGAAAAAUUAAGGUUCUUGCAAGUAACCAAAUUAAAGGAAGAAGACGUCAUUGCUACUAAUCAGCACAAUAACUCUUUGUAUCGAAUAAUUUUGCGAUGCCAAAGGUUGAACUAUUAUCUUGAUUUAAAUAAAAGUUCUGGAAUUUUUUUUCGGGACAUUAUUCACAAUGAAAAGAGAGGUUUGCAGAAGUCUGUCGACCAAGUAAUAUACGGCUCCACUUAUAAACAGAGUGAAGUCAAAAGUUUGCUGCAAAGUUUAAGUGGUAAGGAGGGAAUACUCCGUCGUUAUUCUUUGGGAAAAAGGGGCGAUUAUUCGGCUCGUUCC
Messenger RNA from Entrophospora sp. SA101, 916 nucleotides. The record is from the annotation of a GenBank genome assembly. NCBI's taxonomy places the organism in Eukaryota, Fungi, Glomeromycota, Glomeromycetes, Entrophosporales, Entrophosporaceae.